Messenger RNA from Oncorhynchus mykiss (rainbow trout), 3355 nucleotides. RefSeq names its product protein inscuteable homolog. Gene Ontology annotation, molecular function: cytoskeletal adaptor activity; protein binding. The record is from RefSeq and is a predicted model, not a curated record. NCBI's taxonomy places the organism in Eukaryota, Metazoa, Chordata, Actinopteri, Salmoniformes, Salmonidae. Gene Ontology annotation, cellular component: apical cortex. Gene Ontology annotation, biological process: establishment of mitotic spindle orientation; regulation of asymmetric cell division; apical protein localization.
ACCAUUUUGCCGUGGCAGAAAUGUGAUUUCAUUCUGCUGCGAUAGCAAGUUCUGCCGUCUAGCUCUUUUUUUCUCCCCCUCCUUCUUUUCCCACAUCUGGAUCCUAGUUCCUCAUUUAUUUAUGUAGUAUGCCUUUUUUUGUGGGACUUUAAAAGUCCUUUACCUUUUUCCCUUGGCAGUUUCUCCACCAAUUUGACAAUUAGAUUUUCACCAUAACUGUUGAACUCGGCAAUUACAUGCUCGACCACAGAGUCUCUCCAAAAUAGAGCGUUGCGGCUCAUAUGGCACACCGAAAUAAAAUAGUUUUCAUGUCUGUUUGGAUGGCCGCCCAGCUAAAACUAUGCUCAGCCGCUUGACUGACAGAGGGAUGUGGGCUUUUUUCUCCCCAAGAAAAAUCUUAGGGUCACGAAUCCUGACCAAAGACUGAGGCAGUUGAGCUCCCAGUUCCUCUGCGGGCUGUGAGGAGAGAGGAGGUUGCAGGGCAGGGACAGAGGCUUGUGCCUCGACAAUGAAAACUCCAGGGGACACUUAACAUUUAAGAUGCUGACCUGAGGCUGGGGUGCUGUGCUGAAGUGGUAUGGACACAGAUAGAAUGGCUAGUCAUCAGAGCUCCAGGAUGGCUAGUCCUCAGAGCUCCAGGAUGGCUAGUCCUCAGAGCUCCAGGAUGGCUAGUCCUCAGAGCUCCAGAAUGGCUAGUCCUCAGAGCUCAAGAAUUGCAAGUCGUCAGAGCUCCAGGAUGGCUAGUCCUCAGAGCUCCAGAAUGGAUAGUCCUCAGAGCUCAAGGAUGGCUAGUCCUCAGAGCUCAAGAAUGGCUAGUCCUCAGAGCUCAAGAAUUGCAAGUCGUCAGAGCUCCAGGAUGGCUAGUCCUCAGAGCUCAAGCAUGGCUAGUCCUCAGAGCUCCAGAAUGGCUAGUCCUCAGAGCUCCAGACACAGUAGCUCUGUUUCAUCUUCUCCAAUGAGCAGGAUGCACUCACUCCAGGUGGACUCGGUGCAACGCUGGAUGGAGGACCUGCGUCACAUGACGGAGGUGGAGUGCAUGUGUGUUCUGCAGGCCAAGGCCAUUGGCGUGGAGGAGGAUGCCCAGGGUGAGCUCAUCGUGGCCACGCGGGACCACGUGGCCCGCGACAACCUGCAGACGCUGCUGCGGCGGGCGCUGGUGGUCAGCACGGAGCUGGGCAAGAUGUUCCAGCGGCUGGAGAAGGGCCGCUGGCAGCGGGUCCACAGCACGGCCGUCCGGGCCAACUGCCACGUGCGCUCGCUGGUGCAUGAGUAUAGCGCCGCCCGUAACACCCCCUCAGAGAUGCAGAAGUAUGAGACGUCUUUGCUUGAGAAGUGCAUGGAGCUGACCACCAUAACAGAGAGAUGCCUUCAUACUGAGGACGAAUUCUUCCUGAAGUCCAUGAGGGAAGCCAUUAACGAGAUUCUCACCGAUGUCAGCGAUUCAUUCAGCCACAUGAUUGACAUGGCCCUGGCCAACGAGAUCCAGAUCCUGAUCAGGAAGAUUGAGUCGUCAGACAGUGUGUACACCAUAGGCAGUGACAUCAGCAACCUGCUCUCCCUCACCCAGGAUGGCCCGCAGCUCUGCAGAAUCAUCGCUAAGGAGGGCGCUGUGGUGGCCCUGUUUAAGAUCUGCCGGCAGGACUGCUUCAGCGACCUUUACGCGCACGCCCUGAGGGCGGUGGCCUCCAUAUGUUGUGUGGAGGAGGGCAUCAAUCAGCUGGAGAAGGUGGAUGGGAUCCUGUGCUUGGCGGACAUCCUGACCGAUGAGAACAGAGCUGAGUCGGCGAGGGCAGAGGCAGCGGCAGUGGUGGCCCAGAUCACCUCACCCCACCACACCUCCACCCAGCACCUGGGCAGCUUCCUGGAGAGCAUGGAGGACAUUGUCACCGCUCUCAUCAAGUUGUGUGGGAGUGCCUCCUGUGGUGAGGUCUUCCUCCUGGCGUCUGCUGCCCUUGCCAACAUCACAUUCUUCGACAGCAUGGCCUGUGAGAUCCUCCUCCAGCUCAACGCCAUCCACAUCCUCCUACAGGCAUGCAAAGACCGCCAGAGAGUUGAUACUCCCUACUCUAAAGACCAGGUGGUUACCAUCUUGGCAAACCUCUCUGUUUUGGAGCAGUCUGCACCUGAAAUCCUGCAAGAGAAAGGUGUUGAGAGACUGCUCCAGCUGCUGGGUGAGAAGCCGUCCUCCUCUAGUCCAUCGGAGGGCGCGGCGUGCGAGAGGGUCCAGCAGAAAGCCGCUGUCACACUGGCCCGUCUGAGCAGAGACCCGGACAUAGCCCAAACAGCCAUCCAGCUGCAAGCUGUCCCUCGACUAAUCGAACUGUGUCGCUCACCAGCGGAGCGGAACAACAGUGACUCUGUACUAGUUGCAUGCCUGGCUGCCCUGAGGAGGCUGGCAGCGGGGUGUCCAGACAGCAUCGAGGCCACCGACCACCAGCAGCUGAUCAAGCCCAGACUGGUGGACUCUUUUCUGCUGUGCUCCAACAUGGAAGAAAGCUUUGUAUGAGAAGAGAGCUUUAUAGGACGAUCCAGAGCGGAGGGGUUGGGUGCACAGGCACUGGAGGAGUCUCAGUGACCACACACUCCAGCCUGAGACUUAAAAACACACAAGACAAAGGAGGGGUUGGGUGCACAGGCACUGGAGGAGUCUCAGUGACCACUCACUCCAGCCUGAGACUUAAAAGCACACAAGACCAAGGAGGGGUUGCAGAAAUCAGUCCCUAUAUCCCAAAGCAUACAUUAAAUGUAUACCCAAAAAUCUGAGCAUAAACGGAAUUGCUGUUAAUAAUUACAGAAUUGACAUUCUCGGAGUAUAAAACACCGAAACUCGGGGACAUGUACAUGUCGGCAGCAUUCAUGAAAUCGUACUUAUUGGUUAUAAUUCAUCUCAUAAUAACAUUCAUAGUGGACAUGGGGCCACCAUGCAUGAAAUAAAAAUAAUCAGUAUUUUGUGUCAGCUGCCAAUUUAAUGGGUUGUUCAAAUAUUAGAAACUACUAUUGUGUUCUGUUACUUACAGAUAAGAAUGUGUUUAAUGAGUUGUUGGUGGACAUACAGUAUAUUCAAGGUAUUUGAUUACAUUAUCUAAUUUCGCUCUCUUGUUCAGGGGAGGUAAUGAUUUAGGUCACUGAUUUUAGUGUGCUGUUGUGAGCGGGAGGUGACUUCUAAAGUAGGUUUCCUUGGAAACAAAGUGCUUUGAAAUCUAUAAUAAUGUAUCUGUAUGUCUUGCCUUGGAUCUAAAACAUUGAAUUUGCUACAUAGAAACAUACUGUAAAUGUGUUGUAAACCACAAUCUCUAUUAAAUUACUAUUUUAAAGUAUGGCAUGCAUAUACUGUAAUAAAGGGAAGAAUAUCUUA